This is a messenger RNA of Penicillium arizonense, 423 nucleotides long. RefSeq lists its product as uncharacterized. Lineage: Eukaryota; Fungi; Ascomycota; Eurotiomycetes; Eurotiales; Aspergillaceae. The transcript has 3 exons. Bases 1 to 423 code for a protein of 140 amino acids. The record is from RefSeq and is a predicted model, not a curated record.
AUGGCCAAUGUGGAGCGCCUUCCGCUGGCCAAAUGGGUCAUCUUGGGAAGUCGCACAUGGGACGUGGAUGACCGGGGAUCGUGUGGAACUCAAUUACUGUGGGCUAACGAGGUAGUCAAUACUAUGAAGCCAAUAACUGCCGCCGCCGUCAUUGCAAUUUUGGCAUCUCAGGCCCACGCCUUCAACCAUGUGUGGUAUUGGUGUGGCAAGUCUACUACUACGUGCAAGAAUGAAGGAAAGCCGUGGAACGGAGUUUAUCCGACCUACGACUGCGGACAUAAAUUGAAAUGGGACAACUAUCAACAAGCUUAUGGAAAGUGGUAUCAAAGUACGGAUGAGUGGGACGACUGGGAAAAGAAAGGCGGAUUCAGAGACUGCUGUCAUGCGGCCGGAAAGGGCGCUUGCUACAGUUAUCAAGAGUAG